Molecule: messenger RNA, 2890 nt
Organism: Ruditapes philippinarum (Manila clam)
Lineage: Eukaryota; Metazoa; Mollusca; Bivalvia; Venerida; Veneridae
Exons: 5
Coding region: 57-497 (146 amino acids)
Source: RefSeq, a predicted model, not a curated record
UCAAUUUUCAGAAACUUCCUCUCUCGACAGAACAGCUAAUAUUUCUUCUUCUAAGGAUGGUGUUAGCAAAAUACAAAUGUCUGACUGAUGAUAUUGCACGGGAAAAGAGAACAAGUAAAUCCCAACGGCAGUCAAUAGCUUACUUGAUACAGGCUGUGAUAUUUUUGUCAAGGAGGGUAAAAAAUACCUCAGACCAGUGGCAUAAAACACAGAUACAACUGCAAGCAAUUCAGACAGAUUAUUCAAGAUUGAGAAAACAGACUAGGAAGAUAAUGGCUGUGUGCUGUGUCCUGGUAAUCCUCAAUGUUUGUAGAAUACCACCUGUGAAACAAAGAAUUAUAAAAAUAGUGAAGUUAUUUGGAUUUGUAGAGAAUGUGCGGAAAAUUAACAGAAUGAGAAAGAUGGUGGCAGAGAACUGGCGAAACAUUCCAUCGUUGCUUACAGACUUUUGGCGAAUAUUUAUAUUCAGAUCUACCACAAAACUGAAGAAUUCCUAAUUUAUCCUGUGUAUGACAAGAAAUACAGUUUCCGUGUAUGCAAACACUAAUAGUUGAUUGGCUGUUUGUAGUUAUAAGUUGAGCUGUAUAUACAUAUAAAACUGCUUUAUACAUGAAAGACCACCAUAAUAAAAUUCCACAUAGUUAAAGGAAAAAUUUAUCGUUUUAAGGGACUAUUUUUAGCUUGACUAUUCGAUAAGAAUAAGUAGAGCUAUUGCAGUCACCCGAGCGUCGGCGUCAGUGUUGGCGUCUGCGUCGGCGUAACCACUUAUGUUAAAGUUUUUGUAAUAGUUCAAAUAUUUUCAAAGUCCAUUGACAUAUGGCUUUGAAACUUUGCACAUUUGUUCACCAUCAUGACCCCAACCUAAAGACAGGAGGAGGUAACUCUAUCAAGCAUUUUGACAGAAUUAUGCCCCUUUUUCGAUUUAGAAUUUACAGUAAAAACUCACUAAUGAGACUAAUGAAGGGACUUUACAAAUCUGGUCUUAAUAGCUGGUUGGUCUCAUUAAUGAGUUUCAUCAGACAGAAAACCAGGCAAUACAUACGGGAUACCAUGUACUGUACACAUGUUUAAUUCUGGGCUAACCUAUUUCAAAUGAGAAGAUAUUAAGCAUACACUAUUAUUUUUUUAUUUUCAUUUAUUUUCUUUUUCUUUUUAACAUUAUUAAACUUUUAAACUUCUUUAGAGGUACAAAAUGUAUUAUGAAUGUCUUUUAACACAAACAUAUUUUUACAUUCUUGUUAAAAGAAUGACAAUCACAUGACUUACUCAAUAAAAUCACCAUUUUACUACAAAGCACAUCAACCAAUUAACCUUUAAUUAUUUUCACAGUUUUCAUCGCCGAUAACAACUUCAAAAACCUAAUCGUAUCAUGUUUAUGUUUGUUUAAAAUUAUGGAACGAAAGAGAUAAUGAUAGCAGCAACACCUCUAAAAAAUUUAUUGAAAGUUUUCUGUUCAAUAUUUUGUUGUUUUAAUCCUCCAGUUAUGACAUCAAAGGUGUGAAAUUAAGAAAUUAUCGACAAUAUUAUUGAUCAUUUCCGGGUUUGAUACAAAGUAACCUUGACCUCUGCCGUAAAUUGGAUGUGGUUAAAUGUCGUAAAACUAGGACAACUGUUGUUUACACUACGUGUCUAAAAGAUUUCUGCAAUAUACAUGCAUGUCAAUAUCAAGGUGAGAAAGUGCCCGUGGUCGUAUUUAUGGGUUUCCAAAUGUACAGAAUUUACGAAAUGGGACUGAAUUUACUGGUCGUAUUACGGAAUAACGGGGUGGUCUCAAAAUCGGGGUUAGCGACCAUUAAAAUAAAGAAUAAAAAAAUCGGGUCUUGGAAAAAUCGUUCGUAUUAGCGGGUUGGUCUCGAAAACGGGGUGGUCGUAAAGCAAGUUUUUACUGUAUGUUUAAGUUUUUGUAAUGGUUCAAAUAUUUUCAAAGUCCAUUGACAUAUGGCUUUUAAACUUUGCACACUUGUUCACCAUCAUGACCCAAACCUGUAGACAGGAGGAGCUAACUCUAUCAAGCAUUUUGACAGAAUUAUGCCCCUUUUUCGACUUAGAAUUUAUGUUAAAGUUUUUGUAAUACUUAAAUAUUUUCCAAGUCCAUUGACAUAUGGCUUUGAAACUUUGCACACUUGUUCACCAUCAUGACCCCAACUUGUAGACAGGAGGAGGUAACUGUAUCAAGCAUUUUGACAGAAUUAUGCCCCUUUUUUGACUUAGAAUUUAUGUCAAAGUUUUUGUAAUACCUCAAAUAUUUUCAAAGUUCAUUGACAUAUGGCUUUGAAACUUUGCACACUUGUUCACCAUUAUUACCCCAACCUGUAAACAGGAGGAGGUAACUGUAUCAAGCAUUUUUCAAAACCUAGACUUUUCAUGUGCCCGUUUACUCUAUCAAACUCUUGUCUUUUCAAUAUUUGUGUGUAAAGAAAAGAAUUUAUAGAAAAUGAACCUGCAUAGUUAUAAAAUUCCUACCUAUCUACCAUCCUUUUAUUGCUGGUUGGAGACCAAAACAAUACUUUUGAAUUAUUUCCCAUUUAUUUGUUUUGGUUUGCCCUUGCACAGUCUGUAGUAUGAUGUAAUAUUUAUAUGAUUAAUAUACCAAUAUAUCAAACCUGUCCACAAAAUGUAGUGAUCAACUUGCAAGUUUUAGUUUGCAAGUUAAAAAAAAAUAAAACCACUGAUUUCAACUUUACAUCUACCAUUGUGAAAAGUGUACAUGUAAAUUGAAUGUUCAGAUUCAGGAGCAACAUGUAUUGUCUUUUCGUUGUCAUUUUGUUUUUGUUGCUCUUAUGAACUUUGGCAGAUUUGUAUUAUUUGUACAUGCAAAUUUACCAAGUAUUGCAUGUUUUAUUGUAUAAUAUACAUGUAUUUAUGAGAGAAAUAAAUGUUAAGUUUUUCA